UGUGGUCUGUUUGGAGACAUUGUUGAGCAGAGGCUAACACCAACACAAACUCAGGCUUGUACAGCAGCAGAUAGAAUCAUGGCUCUGGUGAUGUUUGGACUCCAUCUCCAUCUCCUGCUCUACUCCAUCUCAGGUCUCUCACCUAGUGACUUAAAUAACCAGCUUCCUUCACCUACAGUGCUGGCUGCAGUAGAAGACCUGAAAAGAUUCGACCCAUGUUGCCUACAGAGUCCGCCUCCACCCCCCCUGUUCCCACCCCCACCCCACGUGUGGAGAAGGGGUCAGGUGUUUGGAGAAUAUGUGGAGGCUGAAAGAGGAAGAGGAUGUGAUGAAGAAGAUGUGAUACUGCACUGUCUGGCUGGAACUCCUGGACCUCCUGGACCUGAUGGACCACCGGGCCAGAACGGCAUUCCAGGAGUACAGGGGCCCAAGGGAGAUAAGGGAGAUAUGGGCCGACCUGGAUCCAAGGGACGCACUGGCCGGCCUGGUCUUCCUGGAAGGCCGGGCUCUGCAGGAUGGCCCGGUCCUGAGGGACCCAAAGGAGAGAAGGGAGACCAUGGACUAAUGGGAGAACCUGGGCUGAGAGGACCAGUGGGAGCCAAGGGCCUGGCUGGAUACAAAGGGGAGAAGGGGUCACAAGGAGAAUUAGGAGUAACAGGGCCAAAGGGAGAUAAGGGUGAAAGUGGGCACGCUGGCAUGCUGGGUCAGAAGGGUGAAACAGGACCAAAGGGAGAGCCAGGUGUGACAGGGACACGAGGUCUGACAGGACGCACAGGCAAAAGAGGAAAGCAGGGAUCUGAAGGAGAGACUGGUCGUGCAGGACCAAUGGGACCAUCUGGCUCUCCGGGACCCAGUGGACAGCCAGGAGCCCCUGGACUCUCUGCCUCAGUACUGUAUGUAGGGGGACAGAAAGGUGAGAUGGGGACGCCAGGUCCUCCUGGACAAUGUGACUGCAGCUCCUCUGAUGUGAACGGUCCUGGUAGUGCUUCACUGCAGCGCCGUGACAAAUACACCAGAGUUUCAGCGAUAUUUGUGGUGAACAGUGAGAAGGAACUGAAUGACGUCCACACAGAUAACACACUGGCUUUCUGCAAGGAACAGACGGCUCUCUACUUUAAAGACACGGAUGGUUGGAAACCCAUUCAGCUUCCAUUACACUCCAUAGAGAGGAGGAAGAAGAGAGGAGCAUGGAUGUGUGGGGAUGGAGUGGUGCAGCCGCUCAACGGGGAGGAGUGUGACGACGGAAACAAAGUGGUGACAGAUGAGUGUGUGGGCUGCAGAAAGGCUUACUGUGGAGAUGGAUAUUACCACCGUGGUGCUGAACAGUGUGAUGGAAAGGACUUUGGCUAUCAGACCUGCAAGACAUACAUGCCAGGGACAUUUGGACAGCUCAGAUGCACCGGUUCCUGCAGUAUCGACUCGACCGGCUGCAAGUAUGUCACCUGAGCUCCUGACACGUGUGUGUACACAUGAGGACACAAACAGGUCAGCCUGAAGUUCUCAAAGUGAGGAGCUCUGAUCAGGACACACACUCAGUGUGGAGGGGGUUCAUAAAAAUUAGGACU
Messenger RNA from Tachysurus vachellii, 1565 nucleotides. RefSeq names its product acetylcholinesterase collagenic tail peptide. The coding region runs from base 79 to 1446 and encodes 455 amino acids. Gene Ontology annotation, molecular function: heparin binding. The record is from RefSeq and is a predicted model, not a curated record. The transcript has 17 exons. NCBI's taxonomy places the organism in Eukaryota, Metazoa, Chordata, Actinopteri, Siluriformes, Bagridae.